Drosophila kikkawai is the source of this 3267-nucleotide messenger RNA. RefSeq names its product spastin (gene spas). The record is from RefSeq and is a predicted model, not a curated record. Lineage: Eukaryota; Metazoa; Arthropoda; Insecta; Diptera; Drosophilidae. Gene Ontology annotation, molecular function: ATP hydrolysis activity; ATP binding; microtubule severing ATPase activity. Gene Ontology annotation, cellular component: microtubule cytoskeleton.
UUUGGUAAUCCAAAGGCGGCAGCACUGAUGGAGACAAGCUUCAUUUUUCUACGUCGGUUGAAAGAAGUGAAGAAAAAGUCAAUUCUCGACUCGGAUAUCAGAGAAAUGAGCAAUUGCACCCGCGACGGGAAGUAGUUGAAGCGUCUCCGUCGUUUAUUUGUUUUAUGUGGCGUCGAUUCCAGCGCGUGCCACCGUCCUAUUCGUUUAUUUGCGUGCUUAAUAGUUUUAGAGCAGAACUUCCCCUGCAAAGGGGAGUGGAGUGCUGUGUGGAGAAAGGGGGCGCGGAGUGCUGAACGCGCAGACAGCGCGGAAUCGAUAUCGAUGGUACGCACCAAAAACCAGUCCUCCUCCUCCAGCGCCAGCAGCAGUAGCACCAAAUCGCCAAUCAAGUCCAGCGCCGGAGCCGGAUCGGGGGGCGCCAGCGGACGCCAGUCCACGCACCGCUCCUCGAGCGCCUCCAACGUAGCCGCCGCCGCCGCCGCAGCAGCCGGAGCUACCUCGUCUGGCGCCGCCUCGUCAAAUCGUAGAACGACGCCGGGUAGCUCGCCCGACGGCGACGACGACACCACCACCACCGAUGACCUGACCCCCACCUCGUGCUCCCCGCGCAGCGGCCACCACCACCACCAGUACAUUGGCUCUUCGUCCUCCGUGCACAAGCAGAACCUUUACGUUGUCUCGUUCCCCAUCAUCUUCCUCUUCAACGUACUACGCUCGCUGAUUUAUCAGCUGUUCUGUAUCUUUCGCUACUUGUACGGAGCGAGCACAAAGGUGAUUUACCGCCCGCACCGCCGCGACUGCAACAUCGAGAUCGUGGUGCAGAACUCCAAAGAGCAGCAGCAGCAGUCGCUCAACCAUCCGCUAGAACUCAACGGGGAAAGAGUUGGCCAGGAGCAGCAGUUGUCCAAUCAGCCACAGCGCUACCGCGCCAUUCAACCGCUUGAAAUGUCUGCCAAUCGUCCCGGUGGUGGAUACUCGCCCGGCCCCGGUGAUCCGCUACUGGCCAAGCAGAAGCACCACCAUCGCCGGGCCUUUGAGUACAUCUCCAAGGCGCUCAAGAUCGACGAAGAGAAUGAAGGUCACAAGGAGCUGGCCAUUGAGCUCUACCGGAAGGGCAUCAAGGAACUGGAGGAUGGCAUCGCCGUAGACUGCUGGAGUGGUCGCGGGGAUGUGUGGGAUCGGGCUCAACGGCUGCACGACAAGAUGCAGACAAAUCUUUCGAUGGCUCGAGACCGACUUCACUUUCUGGCACUGCGUGAGGAGGAUAUCCGAUUGCAGCGGCUCUCCUUGAAGGAGAAGCAGAAGGAGCACAAGCAGCAGGCUCAGAGCCAGCCGCAAAAGUUCAAAGAACCCAUGCUGGCGGGAAUGAGCAACAACGAGACCGCGAAGUCCAGGGUGCGCAGCAGCGGCUACGGUCCAAAACCCACACCCACCGUCAGUGUCCAGCCCAGCGCUUCGGGCCGCAAGCUGACCAUCGGAACCAAGCGGCCCGGCAAUUUGGCCGUUGCCAAUAAGUCACAAACGUUACCGCGCAAUCUUGGCUCCAAGACGUCCGUUGGCGCUGUCCAAAGGCAACCGGCCAAGACGGCUGCCACGCCCCCUGCCGUACGGCGCCAGUUUUCAUCGGGUCGCAAUACUCCGCCCCUGCGCUCCCGAACUCCCAUAAACAAUAACGGUCCCAGCAGCAGUGGCAGUGGCGCCAGCACUCCCGUCGUAAGUGUCAAGGGCGUGGAGCAGAAACUGGUGCAGCUUAUUCUCGACGAGAUUGUCGAGGGCGGGGCCAAGGUGGAGUGGACGGACAUUGCGGGCCAGGAGGUGGCCAAGCAGGCCCUACAGGAGAUGGUCAUACUGCCGUCCGUUCGACCUGAGCUCUUUACAGGUCUUCGUGCUCCUGCCAAGGGAUUGCUGCUUUUCGGUCCACCCGGUAAUGGCAAGACCUUGCUGGCGCGUGCCGUGGCCACCGAAUGUAGCGCUACAUUCCUAAACAUCUCGGCGGCCUCGCUGACCAGCAAGUAUGUGGGUGAUGGCGAAAAGCUGGUGAGGGCUCUGUUUGCUGUGGCCCGACACAUGCAGCCCUCGAUCAUCUUCAUCGACGAGGUGGACUCGCUGCUCUCGGAGCGAAGCAGCAGUGAGCACGAGGCGUCGCGCCGCUUGAAGACCGAGUUCCUGGUGGAGUUCGACGGGCUGCCGGGAAAUCCGGAUGGUGAUCGCAUUGUGGUGCUGGCCGCCACCAAUCGACCGCAGGAACUGGACGAAGCCGCCCUGCGACGGUUUACUAAGCGCGUCUAUGUCGCACUGCCCGACGAGCAGACCCGCGAGCUGCUCCUCAACCGCCUGCUGCAGAAGCAGGGCAGUCCGCUGGACACGGAGGCUUUGCGCCGGCUAGCCAAGAUCACCGAUGGUUACUCGGGAUCCGAUUUGACGGCUCUGGCCAAGGACGCGGCUCUGGAGCCCAUUCGCGAGUUGAAUGUGGAGCAGGUGAAGUGCCUGGACAUCAGUGCGAUGCGGGCGAUCACUGAGCAGGACUUUCACAACUCGCUGAAGCGCAUCCGGCGUUCGGUGGCCCCGCAGAGCCUUAAUUCCUAUGAGAAGUGGUCGCAGGACUACGGCGACAUUACAAUCUAGUCGGGCCAGCUGUGAUGUGAGUUUCAGAAAGUUCACUAGUUUUCUCAUCAUGUGACCCCAUUUAAGGAUCGGUUCCAUCCCGUAGUCUUAUCCUUUUACCAAACAUUGUAAGCAAAAGCAGUUGUGAGUUAUUUAAUAUGAUUUCAGUGUGCUUUAGACUAAGAAUAUUUUGUAUUUUCCUUACGUUUUACCGUCAUGUCCCUGUGAUGUGAUCCUUGUCAUGCGGCUCUCCAUUACCGUUAUACUCAUUUAACCUUAGAAUAACCAUACUGACUAGCGGAGUUGCGAGUUUAGUAACACGACUAGUUAGGCCCGAUGUCCACUUGGGGUUAGUAUUGAAGGCAUUCCAUUUAGUUUGGCUUUUUUCUGUUUACAACAGUCUGUAUAACCACUUCCAGUGUAUUCUUAAAUCAAUAGAGCGUAUUUUUGUUGUACAUUCAGUGACCCAUCUACGAAAGCUAUAUGUAAUCUAGUCGUAAGCGUAGUUGUAAGACCGAAGAGAGAUACAUUUACCAGCCCAGAGUCAGAUUUAAGUUUUAAUGGUUAUCACUCCUCCGUAUCGAUAUAGACUAGACUUAGUUCCUUUGUUUUCAAUCUAUGUAUGUACCUACGGCCAUAAAUACAAUCGUCUCCGAAUCAUCA